CAUAUGAACAUGCAGGACAUUGGUCUAAUGGUAUAAAAUGAUUUUUUUAUUUCUUCAAUGGGCUCUUUAAUGAUGGGGUUAUCUAAACCAAAGAUUGAUUUGUUUUCCCGAGGGAGAUAGAGCUAGAGAUCGAGGAUCAACUUAUUCACCAUCAUCGUCUCUGGUCUGUGAAGCGGACAAACCGAAGAAUCAGCCUGAUAUGGGCAAAGUCAGAGACUUUGGAGCUGAGGAUCAUAUCCCAUCAAACAUAUUCCACGCAGUUACCGCCAUAUCCAUCUGCCUCAGCGCUAUUUACUUGAACCUCGCUCUUGUUCUCAUCUCCCUCUUCUUCCUCCCACCUUCUCUCUCCCUCCUGGUCUUGGGCCUGCUCUCUCUGUUUAUCAUCAUCCCUAUAGAUGAUCGUAGCAAGUACGGUCUUAAGCUAGCUAGGUACAUAUGCAAGCACGCGGCUAGUUACUUCCCCGUUACUCUGCAUGUGGAGGAUUACGAAGCUUUCAAGCCUGAUCGCUCCUAUGUUUUUGGUUAUGAACCACACUCGGUGUGGCCCUUUGGAGCUGUUGCACUUGUUGAUCUGGCAGGGUUUAUGCCUCUUCCUAACAUCAAACUUCUUGCAAGCAAUGCUAUAUUCUACACGCCGUUUCUAAGGCACAUGUGGGCAUGGUUAGGGCUCGCCUCUGCUUCUAGGAAGAGUUUCUCUUCUCUUCUGGAGUCUGGCUAUAGUUGUAUCCUUGUACCUGGUGGUGUGCAGGAAACAUUUCACUUGCAACAUGAUGUUGAGAACGUCUUCCUUUCAUCGAGAAGAGGAUUUGUGCGCAUCGCCAUGGAACAAGGGGCACCUCUUGUUCCAGUUUUCUGCUUUGGUCAGUCCCGUGCGUACAAGUGGUGGAAGCCGGAUUGUGACCUUUAUUUUAAACUAGCAAGAGCGAUCAGGUUUACUCCUAUCUGUUUCUGGGGAGUUUUCGGAUCCCCAAUACCAUAUAGACACCCUAUUCAUGUGGUGGUUGGUAAACCAAUACAAGUUACAAAGUCUCUGCAGCCAACUGAUGAAGAGAUUGAUGAGUUGCAUGGCCAGUUUGUGGAAGCGCUUAAGGAUCUGUUUGAGAGGCACAAGGCCGGAGCAGGCUACUCUGAUCUGCAGUUGAACAUUCUUUAAAACAAAAUUUCUGAAAUUGGAAAGUUUUUUUUCUACGAAUUAUCCUUAAAAUCAGUUGUUGUUACCCUUUGUACCUGGCAUUAACCUGUGUAUCAAUGUCAUAUCGACUGUUGCGGCAAUGGAAUUACAUUUACUUCUGUAUCUAAUAGCAAACAUGUAUUUGGUUAACCGCUGAUGUCAAUAUUUUUUUUCUAGGAAAACAAAAAAGUUUAACGCAA
Molecule: messenger RNA, 1371 nt
Organism: Brassica oleracea var. oleracea
Lineage: Eukaryota; Viridiplantae; Streptophyta; Magnoliopsida; Brassicales; Brassicaceae
Product: diacylglycerol O-acyltransferase 2
Exons: 9
Coding region: 200-1153 (317 amino acids)
Biological process (GO): triglyceride biosynthetic process
Cellular component (GO): endoplasmic reticulum membrane
Molecular function (GO): diacylglycerol O-acyltransferase activity
Source: RefSeq, a predicted model, not a curated record